AUGAGUGACUACUCAUCAUUGAAAGUGGCUGAUCUGAAGGCCGAGUGCAAGAAGCGCGGCAUCCCUCAGACUGGUCUUCGCCUUAAGCAGCAAUUCAUUGAUAAACUGGUUGAGCUUGACUCACAAACAAACCAAAUUCCGACCGAAGCAGCAGCUCCAGCAGAAGAAUCCACCGAAUCACAGCCAUCUGCGCCAGAUGCUGUGCCGCAAGCAAAGUCGCAGCCCGAAGAAUUAGAGAAUGAACAGCCCGAGCAACCAAAGGAAGAAUCAAUCCAACAAAACGAGGAAACAACAGCACCUGUGUCAGUGUCGGACGGAGCUCAUGAUGCACAAAUGCAAAUAGACCAGUCGGCCCAAGGAGAGGCAGUUUCGGCAGCCGAUGUGAAAUCGCAAAAAGUGGAAGAGACCGUGACACCUGCGGACGCACAAACAAAGUCAAAGACCCCUGAAAAUGAAAAAAAUGCAGCUGUGCCUUCCCAGCUACAAAUGGAUGAAGCAGCCCAAGAUACGAAACAGGAGGAGUCCGUAAAGGCUCAAGAAACAUCGAUUACGUCUGCUGCCCAGACCUCAGAGGUUGACACUGGGAUAUCGACACCUCUCCCAGUUGAAGAAGCAUUGGAGGAUACACGCAAACGGAAGCGCCGCAGCCAAAGCCCGGCGCCUACUCUAGAAGAGAUUGCGAAUAGGAAGGCUCGUGCAAAGGAAACAGCCCCGCAGGCGUUGGUGAAAGAUGGUGAGGUGUCUGUUUCUCGUGAUGAAGGGCUUAGUGAUUUAAAGUCUGAAGAUCGAAAGGCAGCAGAGGACCACACAGACAAACAACCUAUUGAGACGCAAGCAGAUUCUCACAAAGCCCCCACCAAGCAAGACGCUCGGUUCCGCAACCUAUUUCCACCUACCGAUGCAUCAUCCCAACCCGACUCACCCCCCAAAGAUAUCACAAUGCAGGAUGCAGACACCACCCCCGCAUUGCACGCUGCAACUUCUGCCCUCUACAUCGACGGCCUUAUGCGCCCACUACAGCCGGCUGCACUCCGCAAACACCUGGCAAGCCUUGCAUCUGCCUCUGGGACCACUGAUUCUGAUCCCAUCAUUGACUUCCAUCUCGACGCUAUCAAAACUCACUGUUUUGUGAGUUUCACCAGUCUCGCAGCAGCCUCGCGGGUUCGUUCUGCUGUCCAUGGGACUGUGUGGCCCAACGAGCGCAACCGCAAGAAUCUCCGAGCAGAUUUUAUUCCUGAUGAGAAGAUCAAGGAAUGGAUUGAGAUAGAAGAGAAAUCCCGUGACCGCCCUGGCGCUGCUGCCCGUUGGGAAGUGAGAUAUGAGACAUCUGAUGACGGAACCACGGCUACCCUCGCCGAGGUGGGCUCCGCCCCCUCAGGCAGACGUGAAUCAGGUUUCAACCGUACUCCUCCAUUGGGCCCGCGCGCCGAUCUUGAGCAGCUUGACCGUCGCCCCUCAAACGUACCUCCUGCGGCUCCCGUUCCGUCACGACCUGGACAAGGGUUCAAACCUCUGGAUGAAUUGUUCGAAUCUACCACUACGAAACCUAAGCUGUACUACCUUCCUGUUCCACGUCCCGUUGCCGACAAACGUCUGGACCAAUUUGAUGAGCUGAUCAAGAAGGGCUCAUUCCCGCGCCGUGGUGGUGAUGAGAUGCGGCGAAUUACUUUCGAAGAUGAUGAUAAGUUCGUGGACAUCGGCCCCGAACGAUUCACACCUGGACCUCGGCCUGGUCGUGGACGGGGACGCGGUGGACGACGUGGGGAUUCAUGGCGCUCUUGA
Penicillium griseofulvum is the source of this 1782-nucleotide messenger RNA. RefSeq names its product SAP domain protein. The record is from RefSeq and is a predicted model, not a curated record. The transcript has a single exon. Bases 1 to 1782 code for a protein of 593 amino acids. Lineage: Eukaryota; Fungi; Ascomycota; Eurotiomycetes; Eurotiales; Aspergillaceae.